This is a messenger RNA of Linum tenue, 2086 nucleotides long. The record is from the annotation of a GenBank genome assembly. Lineage: Eukaryota; Viridiplantae; Streptophyta; Magnoliopsida; Malpighiales; Linaceae.
AUGCUCUCUUGCCCGCACUACCACUCCUCCUUCCACCUCCACCGCAAUCCCCCCGCCGCCGUUACCGUCACCACCGCCGCCUUCUCCAUCUCUGCCUCUCUCCCACGCCGCCAUAAUGCCCAAUUCUCCAACGAUUCCUCCCCGGCGCCACAGCCAAAGGACUCAAUUCUCCGCACACAGAACGCCAAAACCGCUUCCCUCCUCUCCCGCCACCUACAUCACGAUUCCUCUCCCCCUGCAGCUCCCCAGCUCCCCGAAUUCCAGCAACAGGUCUUCCCUCCCGAGGAGCAAGUGAAGCGUCAAGAGCUCUCCCUCGUCGCCACCAGGCGAGCUCCCAGGUUCCCCGGCUCCAUUUCCUUCGACUCUCCCACCUCCUCCGCCGCCUCUCCUCUUCAAACCCUGUUCGUCAAGGACGCAGGAUCGGCCGACGACGAGGACGAUGGUGGUGGCGUGGAGGACGAGACGAUAAUCAAGGCCGUCGAGAUCCGCAGGAAAGUCACUGCCGAGAUUUUCCAGCAGGCGAUGAAGAGGGGAAAAUUCGGGCUGACGUAUGCCUCCAAUUUGGCUGCUAAAUUGGGGGAUUUCCUCGAUUUCGUCAUGAUCGAGGCCGCCGCGAUGAAGAAGCUGCGGCAGUUCGAAGGUUCCAGCUUCAAUGUUCGAGCCAAGAUCGUCAUUGAAGAACUGGAAGUUGUGUCACUUAUCAGGUGGUUGAAGCACAAUGAGCUGUCCUACCCCAAGAUAGCUAAGCUCAUAAACAUGGCGAGAGGACGGCUCGACACUGUCAAGCGGCUUGCUGUCUGGCUGAAGACGAUUCAUGUGAAAGGUGAGUUUCUGGGGCCUGUGCUGACCAAAGCAGGGGGCAAUAUUUUGGAAAGGAGCAUUGAGGAAUUGGAUGAAAUCGUCGAGUAUUUGGAGAGCAAUGGUGUGAAGAGAGAUUGGAUGGGGUAUGUAAUGAGUCGAUCUCCGUCAUUGUUGUCUAACACCAUGGAAGAAGUGAGGGCUCGAGUUCGUUUUUUCUUGGAGAUGGGUAUGAAUGAGAAGGAUUUUGGGACAAUGGUGUUUGAGUAUCCUAGGGUCCUUGGCUAUUACAGUCUUGAGGAGAUGAACCAGAAGGCUGAUUAUCUGAAGGAGUUUGGGAUCAGUCAUCAAGAUGUUGGAAAACUCCUAGCAUUUAGACCACAGUUGAUGGGCUGUAGCAUUGAGGAGACAUGGAAACCUCUUGUUAAGUACUUUUACUAUCUUGGAAUAUCCAGAGAUGGUAUGAGGAGAAUGCUUAUGAUCAAACCGAUGAUUUUCUGUGUCGAUGUCGAGAAGACCAUAGUGCCAAAGGUACACAUGUUUGAGAAUGAAGCUCUCAGUGGUCAUAUUAUGCAUCAACUUUGAACAAGCAUUAAUGAAUUGUACUUCUGAAGGUACGGUUUUUUCAUGACAUCGGGAUUCAGGAUGAUGCGAUUGGAAAUAUGCUCGUCAAGUUCCCUCCGUUGCUAACCUACAGCCUGCACAAGAAGAUCCGGGCAGUGGUAAUAUUCCUGAUGACAAGAGGUGGGGUGAGCGAGAGGGACAUCGCCAAGGUUAUAGCUUCAGGGCCCGAGCUCUUAGGGUGUAGCAUAGUGCAUAAGCUCGACAUCAAUGUCAAGUAUUUCUUCUCCCUUGGUAUACGCCCUCAUGUGCUGGGGGAGAUGGUUGCAGACUUCCCCGUGUUGCUGCGGUACAAUGUGGAAGUCCUCCGUCCAAAGUAUCGGUACUUGAGGCGGACUAUGGUUGGCAGCUUGCAAGAUGUAAUCGAGUUCCCAAGGUUCUUCAGCUACUCACUUGAGGAUCGGAUAAUGCCACGGCAUAAGGUAUUGGUAGAGAAGCAGAUAAACAUGAAACUGAGGUACAUGCUAGCAUGCAGCGACGAGGAGUUUGAGAGGAAGGUGGAGGCUAUUCUGGAGAAGAGACGAAGUUUAGAAGCCGGUCGACUAGAUCAGAAAGAUGAGCAUAUAGGCUCACUUCAAUUAUCAUGAGCUAGAUGAGAUGAUGGACUUGGAAUGAGGGCUACCUGUUCCAGUAUAGGCUGUUCUCUACUAGCUCCGAACCGGGAUUU